Acytostelium subglobosum LB1 is the source of this 711-nucleotide messenger RNA. RefSeq lists its product as hypothetical. NCBI's taxonomy places the organism in Eukaryota, Evosea, Eumycetozoa, Acytosteliales, Acytosteliaceae. The coding region runs from base 1 to 711 and encodes 236 amino acids. The transcript has 2 exons. The record is from RefSeq and is a predicted model, not a curated record.
AUGGAACAAUACCUUAACUCAACAGGACUCAUUCAAUUUGCUUCAUAUAUCCAACAACAACGUGAUGAGGAUGUUGAGAAUACAAAGUUGAUUACAUCAUGGUUCACUGGUACAUUCGAUAACAAACAUACAGGUGACAAUGAACAGUCAUUGUACAUCUACACAGUGCCCAAGUUAGGUGAUGGCGGCACGUGCAGUCUAAAGCACGAGACUGAGACCUACAACCUCGAGUCCACCAUCGGCACACGCACAUCCACCAAGUCCAACAUCCUCUCAAGACUCUACUCAAUUACACUCAACGCACAACAGUUGACAAAGGUUGAUUGGAUUGGAAUAUACAAGGUGUACCAGGUCAAUGGUGAGAAUGCAUUGGUCAAGCUUGCGUAUCAAGGAGAGAUCAGUCGUCCUAUAUUCCCAUUGAAUGAUUAUUGGGAGACGAUAAGCAACAACUCAUUCGUUGGCAUUCAUGGCAAGGGCAGGAUCAUCCAGACGUUGGAGGGCUACGAUGGACCUUACUACAACUGCUCGGACAAGGUCAAGAGUGAGCUGUGCAUUCCAAUCUUUGAUCGCAAUGACAACACCAAGGUCAUUGGCAUUAUCGAUGCAGAGUCGUGGCGCGAGAAGCACUUUGAUGCUUCAUCCAUUCUUGCUCUUGCCAGACUUUGUCUUGAAUUGCCACAACUACUCCAAGAUGAAGCUCUAUCACUUUAA